Durusdinium trenchii is the source of this 1580-nucleotide messenger RNA. NCBI's taxonomy places the organism in Eukaryota, Dinophyceae, Suessiales, Symbiodiniaceae. The record is from the annotation of a GenBank genome assembly.
CUGCAAUGACCCAAGCCAUUGGGAAUAUUUUUGCUUGUUGAGGGGUGACGUUCAAAGCUUCGAAAGUCUUCAAGCAUUUAUAGUUUCAGGUUCAAGCAUUUUGAAGCAAAGACAGUAGAUAUGACGGGGCGCUUCCGAGGGCUCAUGGCUUUGCCCUUGGUGGUUGGAAUGCCUGCACUGGCUCACGUUGCAUGGGGGCUUCCAAGCAAUUUGAGGAUAUCCCUGGCUGUGAAUGUUGGUCUUUCGGUCCUUGGAUUUAUUGCCACGUCAUCCAUUGUGGCAACGCUUGGCCCAACCUUUAUCAAGGCUAAUCUGCGAGGGAUUGAUCUUAACAAGGAGACUACGAAACGUGACUCGGAGGGAAACCUUGUUCGCCCCAUCGAAGGAAUUGCAAUUCCAGAGUCACAAGGCACCAUCACAGCAGCUGUGUACAUUCUGGUGCUUUCAGUCUUCAUCCCGUUUGCAUUUGCCUCCUAUGAACUGGACCGGUUUCCUCAUGCUGAAAUGGCAGAAUACUUGGCUGCAGUACUGACCAUCACCUUUGCAUCCUUCAUGGGCUUUGCAGACGAUGUCAUUGAUUUGAGAUGGCGCUACAAGAUCCCAAUUCCAUUCUUGGCCACGCUUCCGCUUCUGUCAGUCUAUUAUGCCAAUGGAAAUCACACUGGGGUCAUGGUGCCAAACCAGUUCCGCUGGCUUUUUGGUGAUUUUGUUGAAUUGGGCCUGGGCUUCUAUUUGUUUCUACUUUGGCUGGCAGUCUUCUCGACCCACGCCAUUAACAUUUACGCGGGUGUAAAUGGGCUGGAAGUCGGUCAGUCCGUAGUCAUUGCUGCUUCUGUUCUUGUUCUCAACAUUCUGCAACUUCUUCGAAUCCCUGAAGAAUUCAAGGAAUAUCGGGAAAAUCAUAUGCAGUCAAUCUUUCUCAUUGUUCCUUUCUUGGCUGUCAGCCUGUCUUUGCUUCAGCUGAACUGGUUCCCUGCACAAGUCUUUGUUGGGGAUACCUACUGCUAUUUUGCGGGCAUGACUUUUGCAGUCGUCAGCAUCGUCGGCCAUUUCAGCAAGACCAUGGUGCUGUUGCUGAUCCCUCAGUUACUGAACUUCUUGUACUCUUGCCCGCAAUUGUUUCCCUUUAUUGGAAUUCCAUGUCCGCGGCAUCGUAUGCCAACCUUUAACGUUGCUGAUGGAACUGUUUGCAAUAGCUUUGCAGAGUUCACCCCAGAAGAACUCAAGCCGCUGGGAAAGCUGGCUUACAUGAUUUUGAAAAACCUGAGGCUGGUCCAUGUGCGGAGCUUGAAGGAAGGACAGGUUCAGAUGAGCAAUCUGACACUCAUCAACUUCGUUCUGUAUGUCUUUGGACCGUGCAGAGAGGAUGUGCUUUGUUGUCGCUUGCUUGCCAUACAAGUGGCCAGCACUUUGAUGUGCUUUGCAUUGCGAUUCGGCCUUGCCUCCUACUUGUUUGAUGUAGUUCUUUAAUGGAACUGAUCAGAUUUGAAAAGACCAGGGUCUGUUCACCAUGACAGAUCCGGAGAAGCGCAGCCACCAAAGAAAGAUGCAAGUUCCGAUGCAACACAUGUAGUGCAAGC